Phymastichus coffea is the source of this 2196-nucleotide messenger RNA. RefSeq lists its product as uncharacterized. Gene Ontology annotation, molecular function: DNA helicase activity. The coding region runs from base 1 to 2196 and encodes 731 amino acids. NCBI's taxonomy places the organism in Eukaryota, Metazoa, Arthropoda, Insecta, Hymenoptera, Eulophidae. Gene Ontology annotation, biological process: telomere maintenance; DNA repair. The record is from RefSeq and is a predicted model, not a curated record. The transcript has 5 exons.
AUGAAAGAUGAAAUUCGUAUGCAACAAUUAAUAGCAGAAAUGCAUGGCAAUUCAUCACAACCUGAAUUACAUAUAUUAUUUUCACUAAAGCCAGGCCAAGACUGCCGCAGGUAUAAUUUUCAACGAGUAAAUGAAGUUGCGGCAAUCUUUUCGACAAAUGCUGACGGAGAAAUUCCAGAGUUGUACAUAACAAUUAGAAAUAAAAACACAAAAACAUUAGAAUUUAUAAGUUCUCUGGAUCCUAAUGUAGAACCAUGGAUUUAUUCUUUAUAUUACCCAUACGGCACACGAGGUUGGAAGGUAAAUAUGUUUCGUACAGAUAAUAGACAUAAAAUCACUAGAUUAGAUUAUACUAGGUACAGAAUAGAUACUAUAGAUACUACUAGAUUAGAUUAUACUAGGUACAGAAUAGCUAUCAGAGAGGAUGAUUUCAAUCCUAUUAUCAGAGGACAAUUCAAUAAUCAUCAAAAAGAAUUACGAGCUGAUACUUAUCAAGGUUUACAAGAUCACAUGAGGAAUUGUGCAAACGAUGUAAAUGGUCAUGUAGGGAAAACUAUAAUUUUACCUUCAUCGUUUAAUGGUUCGCAUCGGUAUAUGCAACAAUGUUAUCAGGACGCAAUGGCAAUUGUAAAUGAAACUGGAAAAUCUGACAUUUUUCUUACUAUGACGUGUAAUCCAAAUUGGUCGGAAAUAACAGAUAAUUUGUUACCAGGACAAGUAGCUGACAGAUCAGAUUUAGUAGCUAGAGUUUUUGAUUUAAAAAAGGAUUAUUUACUUGAUAUUGUUGUGAAAAAAAGUUUUUUUGGAAAAGUAGCCUCUUAUGUUUAUGUCAUUGAGUUUCAAAAAAGAGGAUUACCACAUAUGCAUUUAUUAAUCACAUUAGAACAGGGAUAUAAAAUUACUACGGCUGACAUAGUUGACAAAUUCAUAUCAGCUGAACUACCAAUUCAAAUAAGAAAUCCACGUUUAUUUGAUAUUGUUAUGAGAACUAUGACUCAUGGCCCAUGUGGUGACUGGUGUAUGAAAGAUGGUAAAUGCUCAAAAAAAUUUCCAAAGCAAUUUCAAGAUGAAACAACUAUGGAUGCAAAUGGUUAUCCACAAUAUCGCAGGAGAGAUACUGGUGUCGAUAUUAAAGCUGUGAAAUAUUUAUACAAAUAUAUUUAUAAAGGAUACGAUGCAGCUACAGUAGUAAUUGGCGAAGCAAAAAAUGGGAAUAUCAUUGAACACGACGAAUUCCGUAAUUACAUUGAAACCCGUUAUGUAGGUCCAGUUGAAGCAUGUUAUAGAAUCUUUAGUAAAGCAUUGCAAGAUAAAAGUCAUUCAGUUUCAAGAUUACCAAUACAUCUACCUAAUGAACAAUCAGUGAUUAUUACACAAAAUGAAGAUGAAUUAUCACUAUUAGCACACUUAAAUAAUUCAAGUAGUAUGUUACUUGAUUACUUCAGUUUAAAUACAACUAAUGAUAAAGCAAGACAGUAUUACUACAAUGAAAUUCUGAAACAUUUUACAUACAAAAAAGAAAAAGUUAAUGGCCAAAUGAUUUUAUCAUGGCGAACUAGGCAAAAACACUUUAAUUGUGUCACAAAUUACAAUGAUUUGCGAACUGUAGAUGAUGUACUACAUACUUCUUUCACAGCAGCCUGCCUAGCAUUAGGAAUUAUUGAAGAUGACGAGGAAUGGAAUAAAGCUAUGAGAGAAGCUGUGUUUUGGAUGAUGCCUCAGCGUCUGAGAAAUUUAUUUGUUCGUAUAUUAAUUCACUGUCAACCAACUUAUCCUGAAAAAUUAUGGAAAACAUUUAAAGAUUCACUGUCUGAAAAUUUUUCACGUAACAAUGACUUGGAUAUAAGUUACAGUUCAUAUAAUUGGAACAUUCAAUGUUCUGCAAUGGCAUACACAGGUAUUGCUGCAACAUUAUUACCUAACGGCAAAACAGUUCACAAAACUUUUGGUUUACCAGUUCCUAUGUUCCAUGAUUCAUCUUCAAACAUCAAAAUACAAUCUCAAGAAGGUAUGCUUUUGAAAAAUACAAAAGUAUUUAUUUGGGAUAAAGCACCAAUGGCCCCGAGAUAUGCUUUGGAAAUUGUCAACAGAACAUUGAAAUAUGUAAUAAACAACGAUCUUCCAUUUGGUGGGAAAAUAAUGAUUUUGGGUGGAGAUUUUAGAGCUGCUUCUAAUCAAAGUUCAUGUAACACGUAG